Molecule: messenger RNA, 747 nt
Organism: Limulus polyphemus (Atlantic horseshoe crab)
Lineage: Eukaryota; Metazoa; Arthropoda; Merostomata; Xiphosura; Limulidae
Exons: 1
Coding region: 1-747 (248 amino acids)
Source: RefSeq, a predicted model, not a curated record
AUGCAGAAAAAAAUUAAGGUACAUAUCGAUGAGACGUCUAGUUACGAACCACUUAAGAAAGACCCUACAAAAGAACUGGAAAGAAAUGCUAAAGAGAUUUUGGGGCAAGUUAAAAGAAAAACCACCAUACCCAUGCGACUUCUUGAUAAUCUUAAGCCAUCUCAUUCAAAAACCCCUGAACUGUAUGGAUUACCCAAAUAUCAUAAACCUGAUACACCCCUGAGAUCCAUAGUCCCCAUAUGCAACUCUCCUUUUGUGUCUGUAUCAUGGCUGCUUGAAAAGUUACUUCACCCUCUCUUCAACAAAAUACCUUCACACCUUAAUAGCACCGAUGGCUUUCUCAACAGGUUGUGCAGAUAUGAUUUACAGAUGAAUUCGAACACUAUUCUCUUUACUCUUGAUGUCGUUUCUAUGUAUCCUUCCAUUCCAAUAAAAGAAAGUAUAAGCUCGGUUAUAAAUCUUCUUAGAUCGACCAGCUGUUAUACUACCAUUGAUAUUCCUACAGAAGUCAUUGAAAAUUCUCUCAGAUUUAUAUUCAACAACAGUUACUUCAAAUUUGAUUCAACUUUCUACAAACAAAAGAAAGGCAUCGCUAUGGGCAAUAAUAUUGCUGUCGUUGUGGUCUCUAUUUUUAUGCAUUUCUUUGAAUCAUCAGCUCCUACUCAGUGGAAUUUUGAAACAAAUCUUGAACCAAUUAGAUGGUACAGAUAUAUUGACGACAUUCCUUUCUCUUUUGGAAUUGGUUAA